Molecule: messenger RNA, 3483 nt
Organism: Caenorhabditis remanei
Lineage: Eukaryota; Metazoa; Nematoda; Chromadorea; Rhabditida; Rhabditidae
Exons: 9
Coding region: 1-3483 (1160 amino acids)
Biological process (GO): glycolytic process
Cellular component (GO): cytoplasm
Molecular function (GO): potassium ion binding; magnesium ion binding; pyruvate kinase activity
Source: RefSeq, a predicted model, not a curated record
AUGCGAGCACUUCACAGUCCUGCCGUCGCUCCAAUUGAGAUGACAAAUGGGAAUUUUAGAAGACUGGAAGUUUGUCAAAAUUGUGGAAAUGGAAAUUCCAAAGAGGAAAUUCUGACAGAAACUGCCAUCGAAUCUGCACUCAUCUCCCUAUGUCCAGAGCGAAAUUUGUAUUCUUCAAAUCAACAUCUUUCUCGUUCUCAAGGAUCUACUAUUCACGAGAAAGACUGGGAUCUUCAUCCCGAUGCCGUUGUGAUCUGCACGGCAUGCGAUUCUUUGAACUCUUCAAAUGUUCGUUACUAUGACAACUGUGACGAUGUGAUCAUGCGAAACGAAAAUGUAGAAGUUGGGUCACACGAUACGUUGAUGAGAAAUCAAGAAGAAUAUGAGUUUAUUGAUGUGGGAGAAAGAAGUGGAGUGAUUAUAGAAGAAAUUGAGGAUGAAGAGGAUUCUCAAGUCAACCGAAUUGUUCAUAAUAAUGAAUGGGAUGAUGUACCAGUGAAAGGAAUGCUGAUGGAAAGCAACAGUGAGAGCUUUGAGAUGGUGGUUGUGCAAAGAAGCCAAGAGGUCGUAUCUGCUGAACGGGUAGAGGCCGUAGAAACACUUCAAGACACCUCAAUUCCCUGUGAAUCUGUUGUUAUUUCGGAAGUAUCAGAAAUUGAGACUCUUGCCAUUACAGAAGUGCCUAUCGUCUGUCAGAAGCUUCCAGUAUUCCCACAGAGUCAAGCGGUAAAUAUUCAAGAGCCUGCACAGGCAAUGAAUUCACUUAGUCCUCCUUCAACUGAAAAUUCUCAAUCUAUCUGGAGCCUCAGAAAACUCGACUCUGAAACCGUUCCUAAAGUUCUAACUCCAGAUGAUUACCGAAAAGAGCAGCAAGAUGCUCGUCGCGAAUCCUAUGUGACCCCUCUCGAAGAUCUCUAUAAAAAAUAUAAUCACGAGCCAAUCCUCCAAAAUGGUAUUAUCCGAGUCAUUCAUACUCCACCACCCCCACGUCGUUUUUCCACAUUCGGACAUUUGCGAAGAACGUCUUCGUGUGGAACUAUUGAAACUUAUGGCGAUGCAUUAAAACGACGACCAUUUUGGUAUAUUGAAGAGAACUCAUCAAUGACAACUGUUGAUGAAGUAGAAGUUGGAGCUCCUAAUGUAAUUGAAAUAGAGGAAACUGUUUCUACUAAUAGAUCUGGAUGCUUUCCGAUGUUAUGGAAUUUCUUUACUUGCAAAUGGGCAGAUAAGGGAGUUGAAUUGGCCGAGGCCAACGACACUGUUACUGAAGUCAAGAAAGCUGUGUCGAGUGCGAGCAACCGCGGACGUCUUGCUCGUAGAAUGACCAUUGAGGAAGAGCACGCUGGAGACUAUUUCAAUUAUGAAAACAACUAUUUUGUCUUUGUGAAAGCGAGGAGCGUUACUUCGGUGCUCAAGUACAGUAACGCUAAGUUGAUAAGACUAGCGAUGGGAGUCUGUUUCGUUGUCGUUGCAAACCCUCCAGUCAAAACGGGCGCAUUAACUACUAAAACUUGCGAGCAUUCGGAGCACGAAGCGGCUCAGCCGCCUCAGCCAAAGGAGCCAUCCCACAAAGGGACUCAGGCAUCCGCCGAAUCGCCGCCCAAGAAGUUUUUGAUCACACCUCCUCCAUCGUCACCACCGACGCCUCCAUCGGAAUCUGUUUCUGGUUCUCCAUCUGUUCCACAGAUUCCACAGAUUAAAGCUAUAAAUCUAUUGGCACCAUCUGUUUUCGCCACUGAGAAUCAAAAAAAUAUCAAAUCCCAAUCGACUUCUUCAUUCCGCGAACUUUUUUCCUACGCCGCACCAGUUUCUGAAGGCCCGUGGGAUUCUGACGAAGACAACGAAGAUUCGGAUAUCCUGUGUACACGGAGUGACCGAAGAAGUGUAAUGAGUGACGAUUCAUUCCAAAAAGAGCUCGAUGCAGCCGCUUAUGAUAAGCAGGAGCAGAAACUCGCCGCCAUUCCGGCCACUACUCAUAUGGAGCAUUUGUGUCGUUUAGACAUUCGUGAAGCACCACAUCUCGUUCGUCAAACCGGAAUCAUUUGCACAAUUGGACCAGCAUGUGCAAGCGUUGAUAUGUUGCAGAAGAUGAUUCUCAACGGAAUGAAUAUUGCUCGUCUCAAUUUCUCUCACGGAUCUCAUGAGUACCACGCUGGAACCAUCGCUAAUGUUCGUGAAGCAGCUGACUCAUUCUCAGACAAACGUGUCAUCGGUAUCGCUUUGGACACCAAGGGACCGGAAAUCCGUACUGGACUCUUGGCAGGUGGAGCAUCUGCUGAAAUUGAACUCAAGAAGGGAGCAUCGAUCCGUUUGACGACUGAUCAACACUUCUCUGAGUCCGGAACUGCCAUUAAUCUCUUUGUUGAUUAUAAGAAUAUCUCCAAGGUUUUGGAAGUCGGAUCACGUGUGUACAUCGAUGAUGGACUCAUUUCAUUGAUUGUUGAAGAAUGCCAAGAGGACGCUGUUGUCUGUCAAGUUGAAAAUGGUGGCAUGUUGGGAAGUCGUAAAGGUGUCAAUCUCCCAGGAACUAUUGUCGAUUUGCCAGCAGUGUCUGAAAAAGAUAUCAAGGAUUUACAAUUCGGAGUUGAGCAAGGUGUUGAUAUCAUCUUCGCUUCUUUCAUCCGUAACGCCGAAGGAAUUCGCACAAUCCGUAAAGUUCUUGGAGAGAAAGGAAAGAAGAUCAAGAUUAUUGCAAAGAUUGAGAACCAAGAAGGAGUUGAUAAUGCUGAUGAAAUCAUCACCGAAUCUGACGGAGUUAUGGUUGCUCGUGGAGAUCUCGGAAUCGAGAUUCCUGCAGAGAAGGUGUUCUUGGCUCAAAAGAUGCUCAUCUCCAAAUGUAACCGUGCUGGAAAGCCGGUCAUCUGUGCCACCCAAAUGCUCGAAUCAAUGGUUCACAAGCCACGUCCAACAAGAGCGGAAGGAUCCGAUGUUGCCAAUGCCGUUCUCGACGGAGCUGAUUGCGUGAUGUUGUCCGGAGAGACAGCAAAAGGAGAUUAUCCAAUUGAUGCACUUAAGAUCAUGCAUUACAUCUGCAAAGAAGCCGAAGCAGCCGUCUACCAUCGUCGUAUCUUCGAUGAACUUCUCCAAAGUACUCCAAAACCAACUGAUAUGUCUCAUACAAUCGCAAUUGCUGCCACUUCUGCUGCUGCAUCUUGCCAUGCAUCAGCUAUCCUUCUGAUCACUACAACCGGUCGUUCGGCUAUCCAAUGCUCUCGUUACAAGCCAGCUGUUCCAAUCUUGACCAUCUCAAGAGAUGUUGCCGUUUGUCGUCAACUCCAUCUCUACAGAGGUGUCUUCCCAGUUCAUUAUCAAUCUGAACGUGCUGCUGAUUGGCCAACUGAUGUCGACAACAGAAUCAACCAUGCUAUCGCUAUUGGAAAGGACCGUGGGUUCAUUCAUCGUGGAGAUUUCCUCGUUGUUGUCACUGGAUGGAGACAAGGAGCCGGAGCUACCAACACUCUCCGCAUCAUCACUGCUGAAUAG